This is a messenger RNA of Rhincodon typus (whale shark), 5132 nucleotides long. It is a transcript of the gene snx29, whose product is annotated as sorting nexin 29. The record is from RefSeq and is a predicted model, not a curated record. The transcript is spliced from 18 exons. NCBI's taxonomy places the organism in Eukaryota, Metazoa, Chordata, Chondrichthyes, Orectolobiformes, Rhincodontidae. Bases 99 to 2063 code for a protein of 654 amino acids.
GGUUGGGUGCCAGGAAAUGGCGGAGGUUCGGCGUCGCUGCCGGGAUGUGACUGACGUGCCAGCAGCUCGUCGCCUGAUGCGAGCCGUUCGGGGCUGAAAUGGCAGGAAACAUGAGCGUGUUCCAACAAAAUGACUGUAGGAGGCAGUCUCUGCUUGAAAGACUUCUUGAUGCUGUUAAGCAGUGCCAAAUUCGCUUUGGAGGAAGAAAAGAAAUUGCAUCAGACACUGACAGUCGGGUCAUCUGCCUGUGUGCUCAGUUUGAGACUGUGUUACAACACGGUUUACGGAGAAGCAGAGGAUUAGCUCUUACAGCAGCUGCUAUCAAACAGGCAGCAGGAUUUGCCAAUAAAACUGAAACAGACCCUGUGUUUUGGUAUUAUGUGAAAGAACAUCUGAAUAAACAUGAACUGCAAAGAUACUACUCUUUAAAGAAUAUCACUACAGAUAUAGGACGGGGCAGAGCCUGGCUUCGAUCUGCACUCAAUGAGCAUUCACUUGAACGUUAUAUGCAUAUGCUUCUUGCUGAUGCAAAUCUUUUAAGUAUCUUCUAUGAAGAUUGGUCCUUUAUGAGGGAGGAAGAGCGUGCAAGCAUGCUUCCUACGAUGGCAGCAGGGUUAAACUCUAUCCUCUUUGCAAUCAACAUUGACAAUGAGGAUUUGAAUGGACCUAACAAGCCUGUAUCUGCAGUUGCAAACCUAUUAAAGGAAUCCACGCAAAAUGUCACAUCCCUGUUAAAGGAAUCUACACACGGGGUUAGCACGCUCCUGAAAGAAAUCACAACAGCUUCUGCAGUGCCCAGUUUCAUGCGACCUGAGCCUGAAUCAGACCGACUGCCAGUUCUGUCUAAAACUGUGACUCAAGGGCGACUGAAAGUGGACGCAGAACUGCAGAAGAGGCCUCACCAAUGUCCUGUACAACCUCAACAUGACGCCCCAACUCUUGGACUCAAAGGUCUGAGCAAUGAAGAUGGAAAAAGUAAAAGAGAAAAGAAAAAAAAGAAAAUGGUGCCAAAUAUCAUCUCGUUUGAUGGAGACAAUGAGGAGGAGGAGCAAAGCUGUGCCGAGCAAGUGAAAACUUCAGAUUUAACGAGAGAAAGCUCCGAGGAAAAUUCAGAAAGAUCCUCUUCAGCUGUUUCUUCAGCCAUGGAUUCCUCCAUGAUUUUAGCUUCUUUUAGUCCAGAUUUGAAUAGAAAACCAGAUUCAAAUGAAAAGCAAUCCAACAGCAGUAUCUUGAAAACUGUGGACGUUUGCCUUAAUGGUGAUUCCAAUCACAAGAAGCUAGAUAUGAAAAGUAUUGAUGAUGACGAUGACGAUGAUGAUGAUGAAGUUGUAGAUAGAGAGCACAUAUACCAAAAGAUCUCUCAAAGUAGAGAGAAUGAGGAGGGCAGACCUGAUUCUGAACAAUCUCUUGUGCAAAACUUAUCCGUCUCUCAAAUGUCCAGCUGGAAUACCCUUCAAGUCCUAAAUGACAAUGACAGUUCUGACAUUCUUUUUCCAGUAAUGGCAGUUGGUUCCUAUUCUCAGUCUGAUGCCACUUCUGAUAAUCUGGUGUGCUGUGAUGAACAUGACAAUGUCAUUCUAGCUGUCGAACUUGCCCAGAAAGGAUCCCAGCAUCAAUAUAGUUCUGAAGCUGCUCCUCCACUUCAGGUCGAUGUUGUUAGUGGUCUUUUGCCAACUUCUACUGUUCCAGAAACCAUGACUGUUGUUCUUCCAAACUUACGGAGUGGUGAUUCCGAUAUUAUGAUCCCAGAACCUAAACCUGUGGUUGAUAACGAUGAGCUGGCUAACACCUAUGAGCGAAAGCUAAUAGAGGUUGCAGAGAUGCAUGGUGAACUCAUAGAAUUCAAUGAAAGACUACACAGAUUACUGAUGGCUAAGGAGGCCCUUAUCUCACAGAUGAGGCAGGAACUCAUUGAUUUACGAGGGCCGGUUCCUGGCGAUUUAAGUCAAACCUCUGAGGACCAAAGUUUAUCAGACUUUGAAAUGUUUACAUCCGGAUCAAAGAUGAUGAAUGGAACGUCUACAGGAGAUACGCUGAAUUCAGAGCACUGCACAUCAGGCUAAGGACCAAGUUCCCUUUAGUGAACACCUUUAAUUUCCCACCUAAAAAAGCUAUUGGAAACAAGGAUGCAAAGUUUGUGGAGGAACGUCGCAAACAACUCCAGGAGUAUCUACGGAGCAUAAUGAACAAAAUUAUACAAACACUUCCAGAGUUUACAUCAAAUCCUAAAAAAGAGACCCUUAUGCACCUGCUGCCAUUUUGUGUUGAUGUACAGCCAACUGGGGAACCUGCAAGUAAGGCACAGUCAAAGGUCGUCUCUAAGUUUUCUAGAUUGAGCAGGACUCACCCCAGGGAGACACGAAAUCCUGAGCCUCAGAGUGGUGACCUUUGACCUGUGAACUGAGAAAAGAUUCCAGCGUACACCCCUUUGUGCGCAACAUCAGAUAACCUUUCAAUACACAGCUGAGUUAAGCCGAGGAAGAUAGAGUGACAGUGUUACAUCGUGGGAAAUGAUUUUGAAAGCUGUCAGGUUCUCAUGGGUCUUGUACAUUGUUAGUAAUUUGGAAUGCAUUAUUCGCUUCAUAGAAAUAUAAGUAUAGGAUAAGACUCCCUUUCACUUGCACAGUUUGAAAUGUUUACAGUCUGUAUUGAUUAUUUAUUGUGGUAGCACAAUUGGAACAUUUAUUUGUUACAUUUUUGCCUUAAUUCCUAAUGCCCUUGCCCAAGCACCAAAAACAUGUCAGCUUCUUUGUGUUCACUUGUUGAGCAUAUUAAUGACCACUCCUGUGUCUAUAGACUGCAUCUGAGGGGAUUAAAAAUUUCUGCACCAAUUUACAAAAGCACUGUUACUGAAUUUCACACCGUUUGGAUGGCAGAUAAAUAUCAACCAGAAAAAACUUCAAGCCAGAUGUAAUUUAUUGACAUUGAGAGUUGCUAAGUGCUGUUUCUUCUUUCACCACUUUUUUUUUGAAAAAAUGGAUUGAGUAUGAGUUUUAUUUUGUUAACAGACUCUUCAAUACGAACUGGAAGCCAUUUAAUCAGAACCCAGUUUUUUUUAAAAUAUAAAAUGUGCAUAGUUUCCAACUCUGAAAUUCAUUAUAAUCACCUGGUUCUAGUCUCACAAUUUAAAUGCCAAAUUUUGUUCUUUAGGCAGUUCUGAUCAGUCAUUGCACAUUUAUAUCGUUAUAGGCUGUGAAAUGACGGCAGCUGCAUUAAUAAAGGUCUUGUCCACUCACAUUAAUUCUUCUGAGAGUGUGGUAAGGUUCACAGUAAUAAAAUGCUUCUCAUGCACGAAUAAUGACUAAUUCAAAGACACAGAUAUUAACAAUAGCAUCUUAACUUUGUUCUAAGAUUUUUACAAAAUAACAACUGAAACGUCAAUUCUCAGUAAGGAAGGGGAAUCAAUACAGAAUUGUCACUGUUGCACAAAGCUACAACUGGCACUCCGUACUCAACUCGCCAUUCCUAGUGAGUGAAGGUGUAAUUGAGACACCACAGUUGGAACACUUUACUAUCUGCCAAUGUAGAGAAUGUUUCUUUUAAUCAUAGAAGAUCAAUAAACAGUAUUGUUUUCCAAAUGAGACACAGCAGUCUUAAAAUUAAUGUGGAAACAAACAUGUCCAAAACAACUUAAAAAUUUAAUUCUGCUUGUAUCAUUUUCUGGAAACAAUAUUGUUGGUUUGGAAUAUUUUAGAUCCAUCUUUAUGCUUUCAGUUUUACAUUUUUUAUUAAAUUUUAUAAAAUUCACUGUAAUUCCUCCACUUAACAAGCAAAUGCUAAAGUCUAAGGUGAUUUUCCUCAAUGUUAGGCUUACAAAUUCUACCGAAAAUGCAUAUUGGCUACAAUUACUUACUCUCAAAGUUUAUGCUGUAAAUGUGAAUUGUGUGAAUUGCAAUGCGAGAAAAUUCUUUUUCUCUUGAACGCCUUAUUAGCUGUUACAUUAACAAGUUUAGUCUUUCUGCUUCAGAACUUUCUGACCAAACAAGACCCAGUCAUAAUUCACCUUGGAUAACAUCCUUGCCAGAAUUGGAACAUCAGACCACAAUAAUCUUUUGUCCCUCUAUUUCUUCUCUUCCAUCAACUGUCAAAUUCUUAAAGUUUCCCAAAAGCAAACCAAGUGUAAUAACCUCAUCGUUGACACUGUAGCUGGCCUUUCUCAUCUCCAUUCAACCCUGUUAUCAGUCUUCAGCAUUCUUGCAGCCCACUUCAGCCGUAGCAUUCCACUAAUCCAUUUAGCUGCCCAUCUCAGUUGUUUUCACCAAAAGCUCUCAAUCAUCCUCCAUCACAUUUUACGUUCAUCAUCCAACAGGUUUGUGAACACAUUUAUCUGUUCAAUUGUAUACAGUUCUUGGUGAAAAUAAAUUGAAGUGCAGUGACAGAGAACUGGAGAGAGCUAACAGUAGUGGUGCUGACAUUUCAUAUACACUGUUUUGGUGAUUAAUUACUUAGGAAGAAGUUAAAGUCAUCUGCUCCUUUGUUAGCAUCUAUUCAGUUGUACAUAAACCAGAUUAGACGUGAUAUUAAAUAAAUUAAUCUCUAUCGUGUCAACCUGUGGGGAAUGUAACAUUCAAAAUUGUAUUUAGCACUGCUGUUAGAUUUUAAUUUUUUAUUAGAAAUUCAUUGAGAAAAGUGUUUCAUUACAACUGCUUCUGACAAGGCCAUUUACAAGAUAAAUGCUACAUGGACCAAAAUGUGUGUGGGGAUAUAAUGCAAUGUAACUUUAACAGUGGAAGUAUAUACAUACAGGACUGUCAGUUCAGAGAUUAAACAUUAAUUGUGCCAGCAAUCAAAGAGACGUCCUGUUAAAAGAGCUUUUUCUUACCUAUGGGACCAUGAAAACAAACUUUAGAAUAAUUAAUAAAUAUGCAUGAUCAUGAUAAAAUGUAAGGUGCUGACAUUUUUGUUAUAUUUUCGAUAUGUCACUAGGCUUGCAGUACUGGAACGAUCAGAGAAUCUGAUAGAUUGGCUUGUGAAAUUCUAUGUAUAGAUUUUGCCAUGUGAAAAUUUAACGUUCACUCUAAAAUCAUUAAAGGGCAGGGAAAAUCUAAAGGGAGGACAUUCUGUUCUAAAUAUUCCCUUUGAGCCAUGUAUUGGUGAACUAUAGAGUAAUAAAUACAUCACUUUUCAAGCAA